ACAUAAUAUUGGAAAGAGCUGCAAUUCCGUAAUUACGGUUACUUUUUUUUAUAAAUUCUCAAUUUAUCGUCCACGUCAUUAUUUAUUUUAUUUUUUAUUUUUUUGGCAAAACCAGCAUAAGAAAGGUGCCUUGAGGCCCACACUCUCAAUCUAGCAGUCAUUUUUUUGAAGUAGCGGUUUACCAGGAAAUAAAACAUAUAAAAAAAAAAAAAAAAAAAAAAAAGCUGACUUGCUUAGCUUUCUCUCUCUUCUUUUCCUUGGUAUUGUCGUUCAAACCAAAGCCCCCUUUCUCCAUUGUUAAUUCACACUCAAGCUUUAGAAUCAAAUUCCUCUCAUUCAUUCUUCUAAAUUCAUUAUUCAUUUCCCAUCAAGCUUUAGAGUAAAAGUUAUGGUGGGUGGAUUUCUUAUUCAAUUUGGGGAUGGUUGAAUUAAGUUUGGGAGUCUGAUUUUUUUGAUUCAUAUUGUUUGGGAUUAUAAAUCACGUCGUCAUCGAGCUUCUGCCAUCACCACCACCACGACGGCCACCAUCACCACCAUCUCUGCUACCUUUUCGUCACAAUUUUUUCGCCACUGGGUUAAUUUAACUUCGUGUCAACUAUGAAAUUAUGUAAUUCACAUUUUUUUUUUUUUUUUUUGGGAAAGUAUGUAAUUCAGAUGUAACUAAAUUAAGAUCUGAUUUUUGUUAAAUUGAUUUGGACUUUGAGUAUUAUCAACCUUGCCUUGAUCUUCUCAAUUCACGGUAUUCACCCUUACUCAAUUAGUUUUUUUUUUUUUUUUAUUUAAAUAAAAUGGAAAACCGCCACCUCAAUUAGCGGUUUUCUCUUGAUUGGAAACCGUUGAUUCAAGUGGCGGUUUUGUACUGAACUGUAAAAAAAUAAAAAAAGCGAUUUUAUGAUUUAGAUGAUGAUGUGGACGGUAAUUUGGGAAAUUAUAUAAGAGGAGCUGUAUUUUUGGAAUUGCUACAAUUCUACAAAUUAGAGCAUUAUUGAGGGAAAACGUUAACCUUUCCUUCCCCCCGCUCGGCCGCACCUCAUCAUUUCUGACUUGCAGGAGCUAUUAAACAAGAAUGCAAACAAGCUCUGAGUUUCCAUGAUCAGGUCAGUUUCAAAUCAAUAAAAGGGCAAAACUUUCUUUCCAAUUUCGUUUCUUGUUGAUUUUAGGUUUUGCUCAUUUCACCUGCUUUCAAGUAUUUCUCUGUAUAUUAUCAUUCAAACACAAGGUUAAACCUUAAAACAGUUUAAAUUAAGAACACCCUUUUAUUAAAUUUGCUUGAUUCUCAAACUUUGCAAUGAAAGUUUCUGGUUUGAGCAAUUCCUCAAUUCUGGGUAAUUUAGCAAGAAAUAAAUGGAAUGUAAUUCCAAUUCCACAUGGAACAAUUCCUGAACCAAAAGGUCAAGACCUUGAUUUUGUGAAUGUAGCACAUAGCCAUCUUAUACACUCUGAUUGGGAAAAAUUGGAGAAAUUAUCAAGUGGUUUUACCCCAUUUAGAUUUAAGCAUGUAUUAUUGAAGAUUAAGAAGGAUUAUGUUCUUUCUUAUGAGUUUUAUAAAUGGGUUCAGCUCAAAAACCCUAAGUUUCACAACCUUGAAACUCAUUCCAUGAUUCUCCAUGUUUUGACCAAACACCGGAAAUUUAAAUCUUCUCAAUCGAUUAUGAAGGAUAUACUGAGUUCGCUGUCUAUUGAUUUGCCACAUAAGUUGUUUGAGGCUAUAUUGUACUCGUAUCGAUUGUGUGAUUCGUCUCCUCUUGUGUUUGACUCGCUUUUUAAGACUCAUGCCCAUAUGAAGAAGUUUAGGAAUGCUACCGCGACCUUUUGCCACAUGAAGGAUUAUGGGUUUCUUCCUACAAUAGAGUCUUGUAAUGCUUACAUGAGUUCGUUGCAUAGUUUGAAUCAGGAAAAAAUUGCAUUGGCUUUUUAUAAGGAGAUUCGGAAAAAUGGAAUUAUGCCAAAUGUUUAUACUAUGAACAUGGUUAUUUAUGCUCAUUGUAAGCUUGGUAGUUUGGAAAAGGCCUUGGAGGUGUUUCAGGAUAUGGCAAGUAUGGGUAACUUUCCUACUGUAGCAUCACAUAAUAUACUUAUUUCUGGGUAUUGCAAUAAGGGCCUCUUCACCUCUGCCGUGAAGCUAAAAGCCUUGAUGGAAAAGAACGGAUUAAAGCCGGAUAGUGUCACUUAUAACACCCUCAUCAAUGGAUUUUGUAAGCAAGGGAAAUUGCAUGACGCGAACAAGGUUUUUAGUGAGAUGAAAGCGGCACGUGUGCCUCCAAAUACUGUAACUUACAAUACUUUAAUAAAUGGAUAUAGCCAGUGGGGUAAUAGUGAGAUGGGAUAUGAACUUUAUGAAGAGAUGCUGAAAGAUGGGGUGAAGGUUGAUAUGGUGACGUAUAAUGCUUUGGUAUUGGGAUUCUGCAAGGAGGGCAAGACUAAGAAAGCAGCCAUUAUGGUUAACGAACUUGACAAGCAGAAUUUAGCCCCAAAUUCCUCAACCUAUUCUGCUCUUAUUUUAGGGCAGUGCACGAGAAAGAAUUCUGAACGUGCAUUUCAAUUGUACAAGAGUAUGAUAAGAAAUGGUUGUUAUCCAACGAGUAAUACAUAUGAGAUUUUGAUCUCUUCUUUCUGUCAGAAUCGUGAUUUUGAUGGAGCAGUUCAGGUUCUGAGGGAAAUGCUAGGGAGAAGUAUGGUUCCUGGUCCUGAAAUUCUCUCUGAGUUGUGCAAUGGGCUUUGCCAAAAUGGAAAUGAAGAUUUGGCUGUAAGCUUGCGCAAUGAGGUGGAAGCUAGAUGUCGUAGCUGAGGCUGAGGGGUUCUGGAGUUGCCUCAAGGUUUUAUUUGAAGUCUGAAACAGAAUGGCUUUACAGCCUUACUUUUGAGGUUUGUCACAACAUGAAUACAAAUACCUCUCUUCUGUUCCAUUUGCCCUUAUAUUUAUUUUGGCAAUUUGAAGUGUGAAACUAUUUUUUCUUGGUGGAUGAAUAAAACUCUAUGUCCCUCCUCACACUCACAAGGAUGUAUGGUUAUCGCUUAUUUCAUAAUAUAACUAUAUUAAAGGAUGAAUCAAACCCUGUUGCCACGUAGUUCACAUCUAUCAUCCAAAAAAAAAUUAAAAAAAAAAAAAAAAAGGUGAAAGAAACAUUGGAUUAUGAAAUGGAUGAAAACUUAUACUAAAUGAAAUCUUCUGUUUUUGUCAUUCUUAACAACAUUUACUGAUAUUUAUCAUUACAGGACAUUGGGAGUUUGGAACGUUGCAGUGUAGAACUAUUAGAGGUCCUUAAUGUUUCCUGGUGUCUAUGUUAGGCAGGCAGUCGGGAGAUUGUUAUAUGGCAAGUCUGUAAAUGGAUAUAGUCAUAUAGCUCUACAACUGGGCUGAUAAAGCAGGAGUUAUUAGGAGUUAGGUCUAAGUCAACUCAUCUUAUGGGAUCUUCUUUGAGAAAACUUUGGCUGAGGGAACUGAUUAUAGAGUUCUCGGGAGGAUGGAGUUGUGCUAUUGUAUAAGAACCAUGUUCAUCCUAAUCCCUAAGCAGUCUAUCACAAGUUCACGACUCAUCUGCCACCUAUUGUAUAAGAACCAUGUUCACCAUCAUUGGAUUGUUACGAGUCAACUGAGAGGUACAGCGGGCCAGCAGCGUGUUUAGCAUUUUAUCCUUUUCUGUUUCAAGGAGGAGGGGGUGUACUCAAUACCACCCCAAUGUUAGAACUUAGAACUAUCACGCUAUCAGGAGGUGGUUUUGAUUAUGACUUUGUAAGAUGCUACAAGCCUACAACCACCUUCAAAGUUCAUACUGAAAU
Messenger RNA from Chenopodium quinoa (quinoa), 3780 nucleotides. RefSeq names its product pentatricopeptide repeat-containing protein At4g26680, mitochondrial-like. The record is from RefSeq and is a predicted model, not a curated record. The transcript has a single exon. NCBI's taxonomy places the organism in Eukaryota, Viridiplantae, Streptophyta, Magnoliopsida, Caryophyllales, Amaranthaceae. Gene Ontology annotation, molecular function: protein binding. The coding region runs from base 1289 to 2788 and encodes 499 amino acids.